Mesocricetus auratus (golden hamster) is the source of this 4821-nucleotide messenger RNA. It is a transcript of the gene Cdh1, whose product is annotated as cadherin 1. Gene Ontology annotation, biological process: homophilic cell-cell adhesion; calcium-dependent cell-cell adhesion; cell-cell junction assembly. The transcript has 16 exons. Lineage: Eukaryota; Metazoa; Chordata; Mammalia; Rodentia; Cricetidae. Gene Ontology annotation, cellular component: catenin complex; plasma membrane; adherens junction. Bases 141 to 2801 code for a protein of 886 amino acids. Gene Ontology annotation, molecular function: calcium ion binding; cadherin binding. The record is from RefSeq and is a predicted model, not a curated record.
UCUGCCUGGCUCAGUGGAGUGGGGAGCAGCGGCGUAUCGGUGAGUUCUCCGCAAGUUCUGCUGGACGCCAGCCCGGCCUAACCCGGCCCUGCCCGACCGCACCCGAGUUCCGUGUUUGUUCGGCGCCCGCCCGGCCAGCCAUGGGAUCCCUGUGCCGCAGCCUCUCCGCGAUCCUGUUCCUGCUGCAGGUCUCAUCAUGGCUCUGCCAGGAGCUGGAGCCGGAGCCCGAGCCCUGCCGUCCCGGCUUCAGUGCCGAGGUCUACAGGUUCCAGGUACCGGGGAGGCACCUGGAGAGAGGCCACGUCCUGGGCAGAGUGAGAUUUGAAGGGUGCACUGGUCGGCCAAGGACGGCCCACUUUUCUGAGGACUCCCGAUUCAAAGUGGCUACAGACGGUGCCAUCACAGUCAGCCGGCCUCUAAAGCUUCAUAAACUGCAGACCAGUUUCCUUGUCCACGCCUGGGACUCUACUCACAGGAAGUUUUCCACCAAAGUGAUACUGAAUUCUGUGGGGCACCACCAACACCGGCACCACCACCGUGACCCUGUUUCUGGAUCCCAGCCAGAAGUGCUCACAUUUCCCAGCUCUCACCAAGGUCCCAGAAGACAGAAACGAGACUGGGUCAUCCCCCCCAUCAGCUGCCCAGAAAAUGAGAAGGGCCCAUUUCCCAAAAACCUGGUUCAGAUCAAAUCCAACAGGGACAAAGAAACUCAGGUUUUCUAUAGCAUCACUGGCCAAGGAGCUGACAGACCUCCUGUUGGUGUGUUUAUCAUUGAGAGAGAAUCAGGCUGGCUGAAAGUGACAGAACCUCUGGAUAGAGAAAAUAUUGCAAAGUACACUCUCUUUUCCCAUGCUGUGUCAUCUAAUGGGGAAGCAGUGGAGGAUCCCAUGGAGAUUGUGAUCACAGUGACUGAUCAGAAUGACAACAGACCAGAGUUCAUCAAGCAGGUCUUUCACGGAAAUGUCAUGGAGGGCGCUCUUCCAGGAACCUCUGUGAUGCAGGUCUCAGCCACUGAUGCAGAUGACCAUGUGAACACCUACAAUGCUGCUAUCGCCUAUACCAUCAUCAGCCAAGAUCCUGAGCUGCCUCACAAGAACAUGUUCACUGUCAAUAGAGACACAGGGGUCAUCAGUGUGGUCACCUCUGGGCUGAACCGAGAGAGUUAUCCUACGUAUACCCUGGUGGUACAAGCUGCUGACCUUCAAGGUGAAGGCUUAAGCACAACAGCAACAGCUGUGAUCACCAUCGAUGAUAUUAAUGACAACGCUCCCAUCUUCAACCCAAGCACGUACCUGGGUCAAGUGUCUGAGAAUGAGGCCAACGCCUAUAUCACCACACUCAAAGUAACUGACGAUGAUGCCCCCAAUACUCCAGCGUGGGAGGCCGUGUACACCAUAGUCAAUGAUCCUGAACAACAAUUUGUUGUCAUCACAGACCCCACAACCAAUGAUGGCAUCCUGAAAACAGCCAAGGGCUUGGAUUUUGAGGCCAAGCAGCAGUACAUUCUGCAUGUGACAGUGGCGAAUGUGGCCCCUUUUGAGGGGUCCCUUGUCCCUUCCACAGCCACUGUCACUGUAGAUGUGCUAGACGUCAAUGAAGCCCCCAUCUUUGUGCCUGCCGAGAAGAGAGUAGAAGUGCCUGAAGACUUUGGUGUGGGUCAGGAAAUCACAUCUUAUACUGCCCGAGAGCCAGAUAUAUUCAUGCAGCAGAAGAUCACGUAUCGGAUUUGGAGGGACACUGCCAACUGGCUGGAGAUUAACCCAGAGACUGGCACCAUUUCCACUCGGGCUGAGAUGGACAGAGAAGACACCGAGCACGUGAAGAACAACACAUAUACAGCUCUCAUCAUCGCCACAGACGAUGGUUCGCCAAUUGCCACUGGCACGGGGACUCUUCUCUUGGUGCUAUCUGAUGUCAAUGACAAUGCUCCCAUCCCAGAACCUCGAAGCAUGCAAUUCUGCCAGAGGAACCCACAGCCCCAUGUCAUCAACAUCCUGGAUCCAGAUCUUCCUCCCAAUACAUCCCCCUUCACUGCGGAACUAACCCACGGGGCCAGUGUCAACUGGACCAUUGAGUACAACGACCCAGCCCAAGAAUCUCUCAUUUUGAAGCCAAAAAAGACCUUAGAGUUGGGCGACUACAAAAUCAAUCUCAAGCUCAUGGAUAACCAGAACAAAGACCAGGUGACCACACUGGACAUCAUUGUGUGUGACUGUGAAGGGGCUGUCAACAACUGCAUGAGGUCGGGUUACGUGGAAGCAGGGUUGCAAGUUCCUGCCAUCCUAGGGAUUCUUGGAGGGAUCCUCGCUUUGCUGAUUCUGAUCCUGCUGCUCCUACUGUUUUUACGGAGGAGAACCGUGGUCAAAGAGCCCCUGCUGCCCCCGGACGAUGACACCCGCGACAAUGUAUAUUACUAUGACGAAGAAGGCGGUGGAGAAGAGGACCAGGAUUUUGAUUUGAGCCAAUUGCACAGGGGCCUGGAUGCCCGACCUGAAGUGACUCGAAAUGAUGUGGCUCCCACCCUCCUGAGUAUGCCCCAGUAUCGUCCCCGCCCAGCCAAUCCUGAUGAAAUUGGGAACUUCAUCGAUGAAAAUCUGAAGGCAGCCGACAGCGACCCCACGGCACCUCCUUACGACUCUCUGUUGGUGUUUGACUAUGAGGGGAGUGGUUCCGAAGCUGCUAGCCUGAGUUCACUGAACUCCUCCGAGUCGGAUCAGGACCAGGACUAUGACUACCUGCAGGAGUGGGGCAACCGCUUCAAGAAGCUGGCUGACAUGUAUGGUGGCGGCGAGGACGACUAAGGACUAGAGAGGAGCCCCUGGGUGGAGCCAUGGGAGAUGCAGAGCAAUGUUGCAGGGGCCUUUCAGCUUCUUCCCUGAGUUUCUGAGAGACUUAUCUGAGAUGCAGUUUGCAUAGUGCUCCAAUUCUACCAGUCUACUGUGCGUUAGGUUGUCACUUACUCUUGAAAUCAGUUUUUUAUUUCUACAGUGCUAGGGUUUAAACUCUGCCACUGAGUUAUAGGCUAACUUCUCCUUUUUUAUUUUUUUAAUUUCUUUUUUAUUUUAAUUCUGCUCCUCCUCCAUGGGUGGGGAAGAAUUUGGGACUUUACAGUGCAAGGCAAGCAGUCUUGUUACUGAGCUGUAGCCCCAGUUCAGUUCAAUUCUUUUUUUUUUUUUUUUUUUUUUUUCUUUUUUUGUUUGUCGAGACAGGGUUUCUCUGUAUUGUUUUGGAGCCUGUCCUGGAAACUCGAUAGGUAGAUCAGGUUGGUCUCGUCUUGAACUCAUGGAGAUCCGCCUGCCUCUGCCUCCCGAGUGCCGGGACUAAAGGCGUGCACCACCAGCGCCCGGCUCCCAGUUCAAAUUUUAUUAUUUCAAAAUGACAGUUUGAGUCAGAGGAGUCCGCUAGCACUGGCAGUUUUCCUUUAUGUUGAAGAGGCAGGGAAGGCUGUCUGUCCUGCUUCUGCUUCACUGUGUAUAGAAAAUGUUUUGUUUCUGAGCUAGGAAUCUAGGCAAGUGUCGCGUGCCCCAAGUCCUUCACCCCACACACACUAAGACUUUUAAAUUGUGUACUUUCUUCAAUUUCUACAUUUGUGUUCUGUAUUCUAAUACCCACUUAUGCUCCUGAGUUCUGUUGCCCUGCCCAGGUGCUUUUCUAUGAUGCAGAAAUGACUGGGUCCUUUUCUCGUGGCAGAUAGGUGUCUUGAUAUGGGUGCAACUGAACUGGAUGUUGUGUCUUUCAAAGACCUUUCAUGGGCUUCCCUCCUCACCUCUGGAGCACCCACUUGAAAUGGUCAUCCCUUGUGCGGAGUCACUGUUUCUUAGGUGAAAGCUGCAGUGGGAUAUGAUGCCUUGGUUCUCUAUGGGGAGCUGUGACCAGAGCACGUAGGAAGGCUUUCAGGCAUCACUUGGUUUCUUACGUUUCCUUUACACCAACAUAAAAGUGAUGCAUCCUGAGACUUAGUGCCCAGAGUGCGGAAGCCAAAGACAGAGGAGAGGAAAUUCGAGAGACUGGCUUGGGGGGUAGCAAGUGUGUCACUGAGCCUGGCCAGAUAGCUCACUGAUGGUGAGGGUGCACAUGUGGCUUGACCUCGUCCCUAGAAAAUUUCUAGAAGAAUAGAAGGAUCUCACCAUGUAUUUCCUGACUGGAACCCUUGUCCAUGCAUCCCCAAAGCCCAGAAGACAUGCCCUUCCAAUGCCUGCUUUUGACAGUAGCUAUAGAAAAUGCUGGCUGAGUUGGACCAAGGUUAUCCAGUUCUAAGUAUAUAUAGAAAACUGAGAAUGUGCCAGGCAGUGGUGAUGCAUGCCGUUAAUUCCAGCAUUUGGGAGGCAGAGGCAGGUGGAUCUCUGUGAGAUUGAGCCCAUCCUGGUCUACAAGAACUAGUUCCAGGACAGCCAAGGCUACACAGAGAAACCUGUCUCUAAAAAGAAACACAAAAAGAAAAAAGAAAACUGAGAAUGUUAGAAAUUGUGUGUUUUCUCAUAGAAACAGGAAGAAAACACUGUUCUAAUGGGAGGAAGGGGGUGAGGGUCUUGACACAAUCUUUUCUUAAUUCAAAAUACAAAUCUCAGUUUCUUAAUAACCACUGGAGAGAGUUUCAUUGAAACUAUUUUUGGGAUGAAAACAAUGGCUGCAGUCAACUGUGAGAACUGUUGAUUUCUCUGUAGUUUAAAUGUCUAAUGUAGUCAAUAUAGAGUGUCACUUGUAUGUAGUUUGAGUGUAUAUGUGUGUGGGUGCUGAUAAUUUUGUAUUUUGUGGGGGAGUGGAAAGGUAAACAAUUGAAACUGUUUUUAUAAAUUUUAUUAAAGAGUUUUGUUAAACUGU